Molecule: messenger RNA, 1021 nt
Organism: Strongylocentrotus purpuratus (purple sea urchin)
Lineage: Eukaryota; Metazoa; Echinodermata; Echinoidea; Camarodonta; Strongylocentrotidae
Product: urea transporter 2-like
Exons: 5
Coding region: 1-882 (293 amino acids)
Biological process (GO): urea transmembrane transport
Cellular component (GO): membrane
Molecular function (GO): urea transmembrane transporter activity
Source: RefSeq, a predicted model, not a curated record
AUGUUGACCGCCCAGACCACGGGUCUAGUCCUGCAUCUAGAUCGGGAUGGGAUGGACAAUGGAGCAUUCUCCUUCAAUGGUCUCCUGGUUGGGUACGUGUUGGCAUCCAGUUCGGCUGCAGGGGAUUGGUACGGGUACCUGGUGUUUCCCGUAGUCAUAUGUGGCAUGUUAAGCACACUCCUGAGCAGCGCCCUCUCCGUUCUGCUCUCCAAAUGGGGAAUCCCCUCAUUCAACCUGGCGUUCAACGUUGUAGUUGUCUCCUUCAUAGCAGCCACCGGUCCACACAACCCUCACUUCCCCCAGCAGGGAGGGGGACCUAGCCCGGCGGCAUGGGGAGUCGAAGCAUUGGAUUGGCUUCAGGUACUAGCCAGCAUUCCACGAGGUAUAGCCCAGUGUUAUGGCAGUGAUAGUCUCAUUACGGGUUGUUUAAUGAGUGUUGGUAUGCUGGUCUGUUCCCCCAUCGUCUUCAGUCACUGCCUGUUAGGCUCAAUACUGGGCGCUUUAACGGGUCUGGCUCUUGCAGCUACCCCGGCAGAGAUCUAUGACGGAAGCUGGGGAUACAAUUCAGCUCUCACAUGCGGGGCGAUAGGGGGCGUCUUCUAUGUAUUGAAUUGGUCGUCACAUUUGAUGGCACUUAUUUCUGCCAUCUUCGCAGCUAUGGUGAGAGGGGCAAUGGCCCGAUUUUUCGCUGCUGCCCAGGUCCCCGUGGUAGCCUUCCCCUUCUGCAUUGUAGCUGCUCUCUUCUUAUUGGUGGACAGCAACACCAAACAGCUUCUGCGCGUGCCCGGUGACCGCAUGACCUACCCGGAAGAACAUCGUAAACUUUUCAAGUCGACCACUGUUGGAGUGACGAACGUACAACCCGAUCAAGACCCGACGUAGCUCAAGAAAAAGAAACAUUCAGAACGACAAUCAGUGUUUGUUUUGUAUAACCUUGAACACACAAACUAUGAAUAAUUUGAUAAAGGAUUGCUCUUGCAUGGUGAAUGUAGUUUCUUUUUAAGGACGACUUCAUGCAACA